GUCAUGUUCCUCUACCAGCUGCUCAGCUUCUUCUUCGCCACCUCCAAGAAGGAGGAGGACCCCGCCUCCGAGUACGACCUGUCCCGGUACAAGAGGGGCGAUCUCCUGGAGGUUCCCCGGACCCUCUUCACGCACUUUGGCAUCUAUCUGGGCGACGGCCGGGUCGCCCACCUCAUCCCGGACAUUCUACCGGUUCUGACCCGCGACAAGGCGGCCGUGGCCGGGAUGGUGACCAACAACCGCUUGCUUCUGGGCGUGGUGGCAAAAGCGGCCAGCGUGCGGGUGGACUCGCUGCGGGACUUUGCGUACGGAUCUCGGGUGCUGGUGAACCGAAUGGACUCGGUGUGCAAGCAGCCGCCGCUGGACCCGGACGAGGUGGCCCGGAGAGCCGAGAAACUGCUGGGCGCUGUGGCCUACAGCCUGCUGUGGUACAACUGUGAGCACUACGUCAUGUACUGCAGAUACGGCAUGGCCAUCAGCUACCAGACGUAUCAGUUCUGCACGUCGGUGCGCAAGAUCGUGUGCAGCCGCACCAGCUCGUACGCGACGGCCUCGUGCGGCGCCGCCGUCCUGCUUUGCCUCGGGUGCGCCACGCCCGCAACGCUCUUGGCCACGCUGUUGCUGUCCUUCACCAUCUGGAUGGCAGCCUAGAACUGAG
Syngnathoides biaculeatus (alligator pipefish) is the source of this 658-nucleotide messenger RNA. RefSeq names its product lecithin retinol acyltransferase-like. The record is from RefSeq and is a predicted model, not a curated record. Gene Ontology annotation, biological process: retinol metabolic process. Lineage: Eukaryota; Metazoa; Chordata; Actinopteri; Syngnathiformes; Syngnathidae. Bases 4 to 651 code for a protein of 215 amino acids. Gene Ontology annotation, molecular function: phosphatidylcholine-retinol O-acyltransferase activity. The transcript is spliced from 2 exons.